CUUUCCGUGUCCAGGAAAAAGAAAACAAUAAUCCGCAGCCCUAACUUCCGCUCUCUCCGUCAGGAAUACACCUCGCUUACUACUCCGGCGGUAUCGUCCAUCACCUAACCCGACGCCGAACUCCUCAACGCGCUAGAUCUCCUCACACUACCUGCCGGCGCCUCUCUGCCGGCCGUCUCAUGCCCUCAGGCCUCCGGCCGCACGGCGCAAGCAGCUGCUCAUCUUUCUAUUCUUCUCCUACUGCCGUCGAGCCGAGAUCUCAAGCCCUCGCUCUUUAGGCCUCUUACGAUCGUCGUCGAGAAGAAAAUCCUUCACCUUCUGUUCCGUCUUUCUCCGAUCAGCUUAGUCGAGGGCAGUGUCAUCUGCUCAUCAAAGCCGCUGACGACAAGAACCUGCCAACAACUUAUUGGCAAGCAACCGACUAAAAGUCCUCCCCAAUCACCCCUAUUCUUCGGCGCUACUUUAAUCUGGCCGGCGUUAGUGGACAGUGUCUCGCUAGCCGGGAGAUUGUUACCCGUCCUCAGCAAAGCGCCAGAAGGGAGAACCUACCGUCAGGCAUCAGCUUUCUGUAGCACAUGCUUCCGUCAGUCAGAGACUUGAUGUAACGUUAUCGUUUGAAUUCUCAGUUGAUAUGUCACUGUGAUUACAUGAUACAAAAUUGCACAAGCUUACUGUUGGAUGGGGCAUUGAUUAAUAAUAUAUAAGAUGGAAGCAUCUAAUUCCACUUCAGAUAGUGAAUCUGUUGAGACUAUCAAAGCAGCUAUAAGUGAGAAAGACGAAGAUGAAGGGAGGAUAGAUAAAAUCCAAGGAUGUGCUUCUGGAGAGGAUGUUGUGGGGAAGGACUCUCAAAUUACAAAGGAAGGCCAAGCUGGUCAUAACAAAAGACAUAACAACAUUGGGGACACAUCAUUUAUUCCACAGACUAACAUAAAUUCACAAAUGGAGCCAGAGGUUGGCAUGGUGUUUCAUUCUGAAGAUCAAGCUUACCAUUUCUACAACAUCUACGCUCAAAGGAAAGGAUUCAGUGUGAGAAAGGGUCAUCUUGGACGAAGGAAAGAUGGGACUGUACGAAAUAGAGUGUUCUUGUGUAGCAAUGAAGGUGCUCGUCAGAAACAUUCUACACAUAUUACAAAAAAGGCACGUGAAGUAGUGAGAACUAAUUGUAUGGCUCGCAUAGAAUUCAAGGUGAGCCGUGAUGGUAUAUGGGUUGUGAGUAAAAUCAUUUAUGAGCAUAACCAUCCACUUGUACGCCCACACAAAACACACUUGUUGAGGUCUCAUAGGAGAUUGCUGGCAGCUCAACAUGAUGAAACUGGUGAGCAGCUAGAAAAGCCUGCACAGACUCUUGAAUUUCUUAUUGAAGAUGAUCAUGAUGCUGAAUCAAUCGGGUUUGUUUUGAAGGAUCAAAGUAGCUAUUUGCAUACUAAUAGGAUCAGAGAACUUGAGAGGGGUGAUGUUCAAUUUCUUUUAGAAUCUUUAAAAGCCAAGAAGCUAGAGGAUCCCUCAUUUUUCUAUGCCAUACAAAUUGAUGACAGGGAGCAAGUUACCAAUUUAUUUUGGGCAGAUUCACGAUCAAUAAUUGAUUACACCUAUUUUGGUGAUGUUGUCUUAUUUGAUACAACUUAUCGUGCAAAUAAGAAUGAGAUGCCUUUUGCACCAUUCAUUGGUAUAAAUCAUCAUAAGCAAACUGUUUUGUUUGGAGCUGCUGUUUUGUUGGAUGAGACAACAGAAUCUUUUGUUUGGUUAUUCAGAACAUUAAUGGUAGCAAUGUCAGGGCUACAACCUCCAACUAUUUUUACAGAUGACUGUCCAGCACUGUCCAGAGCAAUACAUAUGACUUUACCUGAGACAUGUCAUCGUCUUUGUUUAUGGCAUAUACUUCAGAACUCCACAGUAUAUGUUUCUCAUGUCAGCAACAAUGACACAAAUUUUCAACAGGAUUUUAAAGAUUGCAUACAUGAGGAGGGUUCUGAAGAUGAGUUUUGUUCUAAAUGGGUUAGGUUAAUUCACAAAUAUGAUCUGGCAGGUAACACCUGGUUAGAAGAUUUGUAUGCAGCUCGAGAAAGAUGGGCAUUAGUUUAUCAUAAGAACUCAUUUUAUGCUUUCAUGAUGACAAUGCAAUGGAGUGACAACAUGAAGAAGCACUUUAAAAAUCACUUCAACAGGAAAUUGCCUCUUCAAAAAUUCUUAGAGCAGUAUCACAAGUCACUGUAUAGAUUUCGUGAAAAGGAAUUGUAUGAAGACUACAAGUCAAGACAAACUAAACCAGUCUUGCUGGUUGACAUGCCCAUGCUAAAUGAAGCAGCAGAAUCAUAUACAAGGCUCCUGUAUAAUGACUUCGAAGAGGAAUUCAAGAGCCAACUUUCAUGUCUUUGUGAACCAAUUGGAAUGGAUGGGAUUGUUUAUACCUUCAAAGUUACCCUUCCUGAAAAGCAUUCUUUUGGCAUUGUUGAACUUAAACCGUCUGAUCUCUCAGUAUCAUGCAGCUGUAGGAAAUUUGAAUGUAGGGGCAUCCUGUGCAUGCAUGCGCUAAAGGUUCUCAACAUCAACAACAUCCUUCACCUGCCAACCCAGUAUAUACUGAAAAGGUGGAGCAAAUAUGCAAAUGUUGAGAUUUUGUCUGAAAAACAUCAAGUUUUGACAAAAAGUGAUAGCCAAGAUCUUCUGACAAUGCACUACACCCGGGUUUGUCACAAGGCCAUUACUAUUGCAGUAAAAAGUGCAUUUUCUGAGGAUGCUUUACAAAUUUUUGACCAAGAGCUUGACAAGCUGACCACUGAAGUUGAACAUGUUCUGCAUAUGGAUCUGCUAAAUAGACAAACAGAGGACAAUGCGACAAUAAUUGAGAAUAUUCAGCAAGAUGCCUUUGGAGGUAAGAAAAUCCGUGGCAGAAAAAAGCGUGUAAAAGAUGGACAAGAUACAAAAUAUAAGAAGCAUCAAUCCCAUUCAGAAUCAGUUAAUACAGGAAGUUUCUACCAGACGUUACACACAAAAGAUAAAGCAAGGCAAACAAAUGAUCCAUCAGAUCAUUUAAUGAUAAAUGAGACAUCGCAUGUUCCUUCUUACCAUCCGGACAGCACCACAUCCUAUGGUAACACAAUGCCCUUGCAGCCUUCUGGUUCACCAUUUCCUCAAGAGACUAUUAUGCCUACUCAGGAACCUUUUACUCCAUCUCAAGGAUUGUUUGACCAUCAGAUGGCAUCCCAAGGAGCAAGUAGUGCUAAUAUAACUUGGUGUCGUAGGGGUUCAAUUGGCAUCCCAAUGCAGGUUAUGCAAGGGCAGUCCAACAACUAUAUGAACUGGGUGAUUCCGCAUCGCAACAUUUCCAACUUGAAUGUGCCUCCAAUUCACCUCGAUCCAAUGCAACCUACUAUUCCUGUUCAGCACCAUCAGAAUUUAUCCCACAAGCUUACCUUUGAUAUUAACAAAGGUACAGCAGAUACAACUGGACACAUGCAACACUAGUCGGACCUUGAAUGGACUAACAAAAAAAUCUACUUCAGUUAAUUGGUUGAUAAUAAGGUAUACAGCAGAUUUUAACUGAAUGGUCUGCGACUGACUAGCUUUGCGUCGAAGGCUGAGACUGAGUAUCUGUAGUGCUGCAACCAUAAUCUUUGUAACUUGUAUAGUUAUCUUUGUACUCAAGUCUUUUUAAUUAGAUAUCUUUUCGUUUCUCCUGGUAGAUAUUUUAUUUUUACCAAUGCCCUGACGUGUUUUGGCCUUAUACAAUAGCUGAGGAUCAAAGACUGUCAUGUACAGCAUAGGGACUUCACUGAUGUCUGUUAACUUCGUCUUGUCAUUGUCAUAUAUCCUUUUCUUCUAGUCUGGAUAUUGUAUCAUAUGAGUGUAUGAGAAAAACAUUGAUUCAGAGAAGUGAAUUAGGCGAAAAUGAAUUCA
This is a messenger RNA of Zingiber officinale, 3897 nucleotides long. Its product is annotated as protein FAR1-RELATED SEQUENCE 5-like. Gene Ontology annotation, molecular function: zinc ion binding. Gene Ontology annotation, biological process: regulation of DNA-templated transcription. The record is from RefSeq and is a predicted model, not a curated record. The transcript is spliced from 6 exons. NCBI's taxonomy places the organism in Eukaryota, Viridiplantae, Streptophyta, Magnoliopsida, Zingiberales, Zingiberaceae. The coding region runs from base 706 to 3465 and encodes 919 amino acids.